UGUACCUGCUUCUCUGAGUCCUCUCCCAUUUUGCAAUCCCACACAACUAACAAAGGACUCGUCUGGAUCACAGAAAGAGACAAACAACACCCGGCCUUACGUCACUGCUUGAGGAGAAUUUGUUUUAAAAGCGUUUUUAUUUGAAGCCGCUGCAAGAAAUCAUCCACUCCACGAUGGUGUCCACUGGAUUACAGAUGCUGGGCGCAGCUCUAGGGAUCCUGGGCUGGAUCGGCGCCAUCAUUGUGUGUGCUAUCCCCAUGUGGAAGGUCAGUGCUUUCAUCGGCAGCAACAUUGUGACCUCCCAAACCAUCUGGGAAGGUAUUUGGAUGAACUGCGUGGUCCAGAGCACGGGCCAGAUGCAGUGUAAGGUCUACGACUCCAUGCUGGCCCUCAGCUCUGACCUCCAAGCUGCCCGGGCCCUGACCAUCAUCUCCAUCGUGGUGGGCGUCCUGGCUAUCCUGCUCAGCGUAGCAGGGGGGCAAUGCACUAACUGUAUCGAGGAUACAUCCUCCAAGACCAAGGUGGGCAUUGUAGCUGGAGUUAUGUUCAUCUUAGCCGGAGUCCUGUGCCUCGUCCCCGUUUGCUGGGCGGCCUCCACCAUCAUCCAGGACUUCUACAACCCGCUGUUGGUCAGCUCCCAGAAGAGAGAGCUGGGCGCUGCGCUGUACAUCGGGUGGGGAGCGGCCGCCUUGAUGCUGAUCGGUGGGGGGAUGCUUUGCUGCAACUGCCCCCCUAAGGAUAAAAGCGCCUACACUGCAAAGUACAACGCUGCCAGAUCUGAAAUGUCAGCACCACCGUCCAGGAAAGACUUUGUCUGAAACAGAUCUGAAAGUCUGUAAAUAGAUCCACAAAGCCACGUUAACUGGGACCGGUGCACUGGUGCUACUGGGUUGUGUAUGUGUGUGUGUGUUGAUAUUCCAGGAUGUUACUUGAGCAAAAAGUAGUCCUGAGUUUAAUUCCUCAUGAGUCUUUGAUGGGAAUAAACAUAGAAAACAGAUCCACACCCAAAGAGUAAAUUCCAUUUGAUAUAUUAACAGUUAUUUGUAUGUGUGUGGUUGUUGGUAUAGAUAUUAGUCAUUUGUUUUCUGAGGUGUAUGAUGGGUUGUUUUUACAAACUAUGUGUAUACAAUUUGUGAUGUACUACUUAAACUGUAAAUAAAUAUUUUGUUUAAAAUUCA
Messenger RNA from Pungitius pungitius (ninespine stickleback), 1178 nucleotides. Its product is annotated as claudin-4-like. Gene Ontology annotation, molecular function: structural molecule activity. The coding region runs from base 174 to 818 and encodes 214 amino acids. Gene Ontology annotation, biological process: cell adhesion; bicellular tight junction assembly. Lineage: Eukaryota; Metazoa; Chordata; Actinopteri; Perciformes; Gasterosteidae. Gene Ontology annotation, cellular component: bicellular tight junction; plasma membrane. The record is from RefSeq and is a predicted model, not a curated record. The transcript has a single exon.